AUGUAUAACGUCCCCUCAGAGAUAAUACUGGCAAUAGCGGAACACUUGCGCCUAGACAUAUCUCACCGAACGACUCUGUCAUCACUGUGUUUGGUCGACAAGAGAACCUACCACCUGGCCAAAGUCUACUUGUAUCGGCACGUGGAGCUUAAUUCUAAUAGCGCUAUAACCAAGUUCCGCCAGACGCUCACCGUCCUUUGCCCUCAUAACGCGGUCCAUGUUAAUACUCUGAACGUAUAUCCUCUUAUUUGGCACACCAGAGCCUGUAGCUCUAAUCGUAUACGAAAAGACCUUGUCCCAGACCUCCGUUCCAUUCUUAACGUCGUCUCGAACCUAAAGCACUUAUACCUGGCUAUUACGCGUAAGGCUUUGGUUCUGUUACUUGCCGACAUCAAACCUGUCUUUAGUUUAUAUUCAAUGGCUCAUUCGGGGGAUAUGUCCAAGCCAUUGCUCAAGUUCUUGAGUAAUCAACCUGAAAUAGUAAACCAUGGAUGGUAUAGCCUCUCAUCUUGGAAAAUGUGUCGCUUGCUCCAAGAGAGUAUGACUCAAGACAACCGUUUCCUCGGAAAUUUGCGCAGUGCCAUCGGACCCGCCAACUUUCUGGCAGCCUUGAUGCGCCGUCGUCCACUUACCAGCAUUACCAUUCUUAUUUAUACCUGGAGAUACAAGAAUACAAAGCUCGAUGACGCGUCUGCUAGUUGUGGAGGGGUUACAGGAUGGGUCAAGGCUAUGUACGAAGCAUACGCAGGAGGCAUCGGCCUUAUACCGCCUCGUGAAAGCUUGAAAGAAAUACGCAUUGCGGAGACGCAGCUACCCAUGCGAUCGUUGCCAGGCUCUAAAAAGCCUAAGAAUUACAUGCGCUCGUAUCUUCAAAUUGUAUUGCGCCGAUUUAGCCAGGUAGAGCGCUUGGAAGUGGUAUCGUCCCGAUCCCUCCCACAUAAUGCCACCCCAUUUACUGUGCAUCCGUGGUUACUUGAAAUGAAUGACAUGUCCAUGUGGAAUCAAAUCGCACCAUCGUUGAAGAAAACGGGAUAUGAGAUACAAUAG
Molecule: messenger RNA, 1047 nt
Organism: Rhizoctonia solani
Lineage: Eukaryota; Fungi; Basidiomycota; Agaricomycetes; Cantharellales; Ceratobasidiaceae
Exons: 4
Coding region: 1-1047 (348 amino acids)
Source: RefSeq, a predicted model, not a curated record